CCCGACCACGCCAUGGCGGAAGCCGAGGAGAAGGAAACCAGGUCUAAUGAGGAAUCAACGGAUGAUUCUGAGGAAGAGGAGAGUGAAGAAGAACCCAAGCUGAAGUAUGAACGGCUUUCUAAUGGAGUCACUGAAAUUCUCCAGAAGGAUGCAGCCAGCUGCAUGACAGUACAUGAAAAGUUUUUGGCACUGGGAACACAUUAUGGCAAAGUUUAUUUACUUGAUGUCCAGGGGAACAUCACACAGAAGUUUGAUGUAAGCCCAGUGAAGAUAAAUCAGAUCAGCCUGGAUGAAAGUGGAGAACACAUGGGUGUUUGCUCAGAAGAUGGCAAGGUCCAGGUAUUUGGAUUGUAUUCAGCGGAAGAGUUUCAUGAAACGUUUGACUGUCCUAUUAAAAUUGUUGCUGUUCAUCCUCAUUUUGUAAGAUCACACUUCAAGCAAUUUGUAACAGGAGGGAAAAAGUUGCUGUUAUAUGAGAGAGGCUGGAUGAAUAGAUGGAAGCCUUCAGUUUUACAUGAAGGAGAAGGAAAUAUAAGAAAUGUAAAAUGGAGAGGACACUUAAUCGCUUGGGCCAAUAAUAUGGGCGUGAAGAUACUUGACAUGAUCUCCAAGCAGAGAAUUACCAAUGUGCCUCGAGACGACAUAAGCCUUCGCCCAGACAUGUACCCCUGCAGCCUUUGCUGGAAGGAUAAUUUAACGCUGAUUAUUGGCUGGGGAAAUUCAGUAAAGAUUUGCUCAGUAAAAGAACGUCAUGCCAGUGAAAUGCGUGACCUUCCAAACCGCUACGUGGAAAUAGUUUUCCAGUUUGACACCGAAUUCUAUAUCAGUGGACUUGCACCUCUCUGUGACCAGCUUGUUAUACUUUCCUAUGUAAAGGAGAUUUCUGAAAAAACGGAAGUGGAGUGCUGUGCAAGGCCUAGACUGGAUAUUGUACAGCCCUUACCUGAGUCCUGUGAAGAAAUCUCUUCUGAUGCACUAACAGUACGAGGAUUUCAGGAAAAUGAAUGUAGAGAUUAUCAUUUAGAGUAUUCGGAAGGUGAAUCACUGUUUUAUAUCAUCAGCCCAAGAGACGUGGUUGUUGCUAAAGAGCGGGACCAAGAUGACCACAUCGACUGGCUUCUUGAAAAGAAGAAAUACGAAGAAGCUUUGAUGGCUGCUGAGAUAAGUCAAAAAACUAUAAAAAAGCACAAGAUCUUGGACAUUGGCUUGGCCUAUAUCAAUCACCUAGUAGAGAAAGGAGAUUAUGACCUGGCUGCUCGAAAGUGCCAGAAAAUUCUUGGCAAAAACACAGAACUCUGGGAGUUUGAAGUUUACAAGUUUAAAGAAAUAGGACAACUUAAGGCAAUUAGUCGUUACUUACCCAGACGAGAUCCAGUUUUGAAACCUCUGAUCUAUGAAAUGGUCCUGCAUGAGUUUUUGGAGAGUGACUACGAGGGGUUUGCAACCCUGAUAAAAGAGUGGCCUGGAGACCUCUACAAUAACACAAUCAUAGUUCAAGCUGUAGUAGAUCACCUGAAGAAAGAUCCACAGAACAGGACUUUGCUACGAACACUUGCAGAAUUGUAUACUUACGACCAGCGCUAUGGCAGAGCUCUAGAAAUUUACCUAACACUGAGACACAAAGACGUCUUCCAGUUGAUCCACAAGCACAAUCUUUUCAGUUCCAUAAGAGACAAAAUUGUUCUGCUCAUGGAUUUUGAUUCAGAGAAAGCAGUUGACAUGCUUCUGGAUAAUGAAGAUAAAAUUUCCAUUGACAGAGUUGUUGAAGAACUGGAAAACAGGCCUGAGCUCCAGCAUGUGUAUUUGCACAAGCUUUUCAAGAGGGACCACCAUAAGGGGCAAAGGUAUCACGAGAAACAGAUCAGCCUUUAUGCAGAAUACGAUCGCCCAAAUCUCCUACCAUUUCUCAGAGACAGCACACACUGUCCACUGGAGAAGGCUCUUGAGAUCUGCCAGCAGAGGAACUUUGUAGAAGAGACUGUUUAUCUUCUGAGUAGAAUGGGUAAUAGCCGCAGUGCCUUGAAGAUGAUAAUGGAGGAAUUGCAUGAUGUAGAUAAGGCUAUUGAAUUUGCCAAGGAGCAAGAUGAUGGAGAACUCUGGGAAGACCUCAUUUUAUACUCUAUCGACAAGCCACCUUUUAUUACUGGUUUGUUGAACAACAUUGGAACCCAUGUAGAUCCCAUUCUUUUGAUCCACCGCAUUAAGGAAGGCAUGGAGAUUCCUAAUUUGAGAGACUCACUGGUGAAAAUUCUUCAGGACUAUAAUUUGCAGAUCUUGCUGCGGGAAGGCUGCAAAAAGAUACUUGUUGCUGAUUCUCUUUCUUUAUUAAAGAAAAUGCAUCGAAAUCAGAUGAAGGGUGUCCUAGUAGAUGAGGAGAAUAUCUGUGAAUCGUGCCUGUCUCCAAUACUUCCUUCAGAUGCAUCCAAGUCCUUCAACGUGGUAGUGUUCCACUGCAGACACAUGUUUCACAAAGAAUGCCUCCCAGUAUCUAACACAAUAUCUCCAAUCCAGUUCUGCAACAUAUGCAGUGCCAAACACCGGGGCCCAGGGAGUGCAAUCCUGGAGAUGAAGAAAUAGCAGACCCCUAGUUCUCCAUGCCAGCCUGUGACACCAAGUCUGUUAGGACCAUGCAGAGCCACUGUAGUUUCUAUUACUUAUUAUUUCUGUAUAUAUAAUUAUGAUUUAAAUCUGCUUUCUGUAAGUUAUCCAUCUUUGUCAUGCAAUUCAUACGUCACUGUUCCUGUGUGCAGCUCAUUACUUAACUCUAGAACAGAAAAGAGUAAUAAAAUGGGAAGGUAAAAAAAAAAACAAAACAGUUUGGAGAUUUUUGCAUGCUUUACAGUUUGGAGCCAUAUCAGGCUCAGGUUUAGAUACUGUAAAGAAAGGUGAGUUGCUGUGAAUUCAGCUCGUGAAACUACUUUAGUUGUGAUUUAGUCUAUUAGGGAAUUGUUUCUUCUGAGACCCAUAAGAAUCUGACUGCUUUCAGGACUUGAAGCUGGCUGUGUGGCAACUCAUACAUUAAAUUUACAAACUCAUUAAUUGUUAAUUUCACACAUUAGCAGUUUACUUUGAUUAUAUGGUUACACAUUCAUAGUUUUGUUAUAAACUGGUUAUCUUCUUAAUUAUCUUCACAAUGCAGUGGUUUAAGGUGGGCUUUUUCAAUAUUAAAUUCAUCCAGAAACUUCAUUUUUAAAUGUUAGCAGUAGGUUCUUACAGUUAUUUUUAAGCGCAUUUGUUGUGUCUGAUUGAAUUUAAGUACAGGAAACGCAUCUGACCUUUGAAAGAUUAGAUCUCCAGGAGUUUCUUUUGGCCUUAGUAAUUUAAUAGCUAAGUUAAAUAAGUCUAUUUGGAAGUAGACAAAAAACAUUUAAUUUCAACAGUGUUCUGUUUUUGUUGAUCCAAAGGAGGUGAUCUUUCAGAAUGUCUGCAGUCAUUUGAUUUCUUUAUAAUGUUAUCUGGUUAAACAUAAGCAUAUUUUCCAUAAGAACAGUAAUUUUUCAGAAAUCCCAAGGUAUUUUUAACUCUUCUUUAUAACUGGAGUUUGAAAGUCAAAAUAUACAUUGUUUUACCAUCAAAUUGUGGAUUGUGGGGUCUAAGUAAGUAGUUAACAUCAUAAGUUCUGAAAUAACAGUAUAGUGAUACUGCAGUGUAUUUGUAAAAUUGGAAAAUGUAACACCUGUAAGUUCUUCUGUACCUUACUCUCAUGUAGGUACCUUACCUUAAAAUUGGAAUGGAAGACUGGAUUUCUAUUUUGUGUAAAUUCAUUAUACUCUUUUGUUAUCCUCCCAGCAGCUGGCUCAGCUGGUCUAGCAGUCUGAAGAAUGAUUUUGUUGUCCACAGUGUAGUCUAUAUAAUACUGGAAUAAUAUUUGAAGUGUUAUUAGAAAUGCUAGGAUUUAUUCUGUAUGGUUACAGAGACAAAUUAUCAUUAAAAGGAAAGUUCUCUCGAAGACAUAGCAAUCAUAUUCUUUUGUGGCAAUGCAAACAAAUGCAGAAAAAACAAAAAGCAGUGCAGGCUAUUAAUGUACAUGUGGUAGAUGGAAUAUCAGAAGGAUAGGAGCUUUGUACUGCAGAGCAUAGUCCAUAUACAUCAAACUUCACCCUUAAGAAUUAUUGCCUUUAGCAGUUCAUUCUCAGCAGCUGGUACAUAUUCUCAGGUAUAUUGUUCACCUAUCCUUUCUGAACUACACUGAUCAGGAAAGCUGCUUUGAUUCCUAGUAAAUGAAAUGCUCCAGUGAGCUCAAGAGCUGUUUCACUCUGAUACUUUGAGCUUUUGCAUGUCUGUAGACAAACUUAGAAACCUUUUUAAAAAAAACACUUGCUCAGUAGCUCUAAGCAGCUCUUCUCUAUUAUAGCCUAAGAAUGCACUGUGCAACACCAUAAGCUGUCAGCUUGGAGGAGGAACAAGUCAAAUUACUCCUGUGCAGUUAUGCUACAAAAAUUUCUAUAGUUCAGUUAUAUGAUAAUUUAAAGCAGGUAUAUUGUUUACUUUAGCAUGGCCUUAAAUUCCCUUUAGCACUCGAGUGUUCAGUGAUUCAUUUUGCUAGCCUGGCAUCACUGGCAAUCAUACUGCCUUAUACCCUGGCAUAUUCUUUACAUUAUGCAAGUAAUUUUAAGUCACUGUAUGAGAAUCUAAUCAAAAUCUUGUCUAAAUCUAAAGCUUCUUUCAUUUGGGCUUCAGGGACAACUGUUUCUGUAUUCCUGAAUUCUAAAUUUGGUCAUUAAGAUUCAGGAAGAAAUGCACAGUCCUGACUUUGAUACACUUUUCUUCCUAAGAGGCCUUCACAUCAUAGCAAAUGUCUGAGGUUAGAGCCUAAAAUAUUCAGCUCUUCUUUUAGAGAACAGUUCUGCCUGAGAAGUAGCCUUAAAGUUGUAUAACUCUUUAGAAAAGUACAGAAUAGCACCCAGUUUCACCAGAUCUUAAGAUGUUAAUCCAAUUAUCAAAGUGCUUUUUCUUAUAACCUAAGGUAAAUUUUAGGCAAAUUUAACAAGGAAAAUACUAUUUUUUCACUAGUCAUACUGUUCAGUCUGAAUUCAUCAGUAGUGACCAUAAAAGCUAAUCGAAAGGAUAUGUGACAGAUCAAGUAAGAACGUAUUGGUCUACCAUAUCAGAGACAAAGAUAUUUUGGUUAUAAUGAACCUUUGGAUUAUUUUUCUUAUCUGUGCUCAUUUUAAUAUUUUGAGACCCGCAAUGCUGUAUGAUAAGCUUGGUAGCAAAGUUGAGAAGCACUGAAGAUUUUGGUGGGCUCAGAAGCCAGGGGCUAGUGAUCCUUGGUGAAAAUGAGGCUAUGUAGUCCAGCUGAGAGCUCAGUAAAAACUGCAAUCUUUAGGAUAAAGGUUGAAUUCUGUAAAAGCAGGAGAUAAUCUGUUCCUAAUAGACUUGUGGGGAGUGAGAGGGACCUGUCAGGAGUAAAACUCUGGCAGUAAUUUGUGGGAUAAGUAAAAAGUGCCUGGUUUUUAUUUAUUGCGUGAUCUUUUUGUGGCUGAUAGGCAAAGUCUGAAAAGGAUAGGGACAGGCUCUGUGGAUCUUUUGGCUUGUCUUGAGAGGUACAUGACUGGCUUUUGCCAUUUGCUAAAUCUGGAGAUUUUGUACACAAAUUUCAUGUGUUCACCAGCUAGUCGGUGUAUCUCACUAGGCUUGAGGUAGCUCCUCUGCUAAAUCAGUGAGGUACUGAACCAGCUGUUUGGGGCAUGGGCAAGAGCCUGGUGCCCAGCAUUACAUGGAUCAUUGGGCCAUCUAAUACUUCAAGCAGUUAUUCCAUAUACAAGGUAUGUUCUCCAGCUGUAGAAGGUUUCCCUUCAAUACAAUGGAUAUUGUGUAUUGGAACAGGAAUAAGUUGUCCAGUAUCUGAAAUUGUUCUUGUGUUUGCCAGAACAAAGAAAAAAAUAGUUAUUUUCCCAUUUUUAGAGCCACACUUCAUAUUCCAAUUUGAAAUAAGUGUUUUCAUGGCAAGUUGCUGCCAAGGACUUGGAUGAAGAUUUGUCAAGGACUACUGUAAAGCAGAGAGCAGGAAGUAUCCAGUUAACAGGUAUGUUUUGUAAUGUAUUUUUAGUAGGAGACUACUAAAUGUACUGUGACAUCUUUUUUAAAAUUUUGGCCCAUAUUUGGGUAGAGGCUGUCAAUAUUCUCUACAGACUGCACAGGUUGGCUUAUCAAGUUUUCAUCUUAGGAAAUUCAAAUCACUUUUUACCUUAGACUUAAGAGUUAUUCAGCUAGAGUCUUCUAAGCAGGCAACAUUUUACUCUUUGUUGUUGUGUAUAGUGCCACAGUGGUUUUUUGCUUGUUGAGCAGAAUUCCUGACUGCAGUUCAAAGGAACUGGCAUUGCAAAUAGCCUCUUAAAUGAAGACCUCACAUUGGAUUUCGCACCUCUGAAAUACUGAGAUUUAACAUUCAAGUAUUGAAUGUCUCAGUCACCUUGGAAAAUACACUGUCAUCUCUCCAAGUUGGUUGGACUGUGUCAUUUGAUAGCAGUUUGAAAAAGUAAUUGCAGGAAAUUUAAAAAAAAAAAAAAAAAAAAAAAAAAAAAGAAGGAAAAAUUGUUACCAAAUGCUGAACAAGAACCAUUAUCUAAAUGAAAAAAAUGUUCCCUCUCUCCUAUUCUAUCAUACACUUAUGACUUCCUGUCUAUACAGGAUAACUUUUACCCAUAUUUACAGAUGCUAGAUGCAACAUCAACAGCAUGAUCUCUUCCAAACUAGAAGAAACAAAGUACCACAUUUUGAGAAUAACUCUUUAUGUACUUUGGGGAUUGUCUUCUUACUCCUUACUGUGCCAUGAAGGAUUAAUUUUCUCUUGGUGUUAGAGAAAUCCAUACUCAAUGUUUUUUUUUUUAUUUUCAAGACAAUGUAUGGUUUCUUCUACCAGAGUCAUAAAUUAUGCAGAAAAAUGUGUGAGAAGUUCUAAGAGAAGUCAAUGAGUCACAGUGGGGGAGACCUAAAUAUAGUCUGAAAAGGCUUCAUUAAAUGGCAGUCAUAAUAAGCUUUUGCAAUGGAGCAUGUCUUAGAGAUUCUGAUGUGUUUAGGAUGUGACAUACCCCAGGAAUCUGCAGUCUGAAGGGACAAGGCUGCCAGUGGCUUCUGCUCCUGGUUUGUCCUUAGGGUAAGUUAUGGUACAGCAGCAGGAGUCAGAAAUGUGCUGAGUGGAAGUUAGUAGCCCUGCAGCCUGGAGAAAUUGCCAGAGGUGGAGGUGUAAUAAUUAAGGCAUAGAAAGUGGCAAGAGCUGCAGAGGGCAGUUAAAUAGUUGGAUUACGUUUCUUCCCAGUCCUGUGAUAGCAGAAGGCAUUGAAUACCCAUAACCAUGCCACAGCCUAGGCACUGGCCCUGUCACGCUCUGAGAAAGAAGCAUAUAGCCUCUGAUGGGGGUGAGAACUGUGGGUCAUCUGGAAAUAAUUGGACCAUCUGCAGAAAUUUGCUAAAAGCAAGUGUGAAGUGCAUUUUUUAUAGCCUUCUGUGUUCAUCCAGUUGAGCUGGGUUUCCUCAGGAUGGCAAAACCCCACAUCUCUGACACUAGUGAGACAGAGAUCAAGCCCUCACUCUGAAGCAGGGUGCGCUCCUCAUCUAAAUGGCUGCAAGUCUUGGAGGUGAGCAAUGCCUAUUCAAUUCCUCAUGGAUUAUGUUUUUCCUUGUACUCAUUUUUAGAAAUGCCUGAUCUGUUUCCCAUGAAAAAUCAUGCUGAAACACAAGAGCCUAAGAACAACAGUACUGCCUCAGAGAGAAGGUCCCUCUGGCCCAAUACUCAGUCUCCCAAGGUGGCCAACCAUAAAUGUCUACAGGGCAGCAUAUGAGCAGUGCUUCUGCCAGGGUCCUGGGAGCACUCAUAGGCCUUAAUGGCUGGGAUCAGCUUCCUCCAGGACCUUCAGCCCCUUGUCUUCAUUACCCACAUAACCAACAAUGGCCUUUGCAGUUCUUGCUGCCUGAGAAUUGCCAUGGAAAUCCUGUUCCUCUGAUGGUACCAAGAGCCACGUCAGGCUGCUUUGAAGCUAUGAUUUUUGCAUCAGCUCACAAGCUGAUGUAACACCUUUUCCUUACUGAUCAGUGAAAGAUGAAACUGGAUACUUAUUGUUUGUAAGCACCAAGGAGGAAUCAAUGAAAAUACAUGGCAAGUGUUAGAGGAAACAAUGGCAAGCUUUUCUCUGGAGAAGGGCAGGAAACAAAAUCAGGAUUAGGUACUGAUUUCAUUUUAAGAAACAAGAUUUGUUUUAUAAACCACACUUAAAGCAGGCUGUAAUACCUAUUCUAGAUGGCAGAGAUUAGGAAUGAUGGGUUCAAGUCAAGCACCAGCAUAUACAAAAUCCUCUGCAGCCAUUUUAGAGCUUAUUGAAAGUUCUGCUUCAUAGGGUGCAUCGUAUUUAACUGCCUCUCCCUCUGGUUUACCUUUCAGUGUAGGACUCUCUUGCCUUUAUCAGGCUGAAAAGCAGGUGCCUCCUCCAUGCUCAACACCCACACUUCCUAUCUAUAGUUGGCACAGUUGGCUCUGAGGCUGCAAAGUGAGGUCAGGAGGACCCUUGAUUGCUGAAGUCCAUGUUAGAGCUUUGGAAACAUGAGACAGAUUUUGUUUCUGCUGAAAGUGAUGACAAAUUUUCCUCAACUUAAGGGAGGACAGCAUAUGGCCCUCCUUACUAGUUUGCAUUAUUAAUAAGUACUAGUAAAUUAGUUAGAUCAGGAUCUUUUCCUUCUGAGCUGGCUGUGAUAGUCUGUAACCACCUAGAAUCAUGUAUUACUAAAGGACUUUAAGAGUGGAGCUUGGUGGGCAUCCACAGGAUUCACAGCUGAAGAGGUUUCUGAUUCAUUCAUCUUUCUAGGAAAGACUAAAAAGCUUUUUAAUUAAUAAUGUGUAUUUCCAAAACUGUAUUAAAACAAGAUCAUAGGGGCAUUUAAAGAGAUUAUACUUUGUGUGGCUUCUCUAAAAUAUGAGUGUGUUGAUAGUUGUAGUUGUUUUUAAAUGCUUUUUCCCAUAUGUUGCAAUGCAUUGUUAUACUUCAAAGGUUCACGCUGCUAGAUCUGAAGAAUCAUAAUCUAGUGUUUCAUUAUGAGAUUAGGUAAAAAAAUUAAAUUAUCAGAAAUUCUUAAACAGAUUUUUCUAGAUAUUGAACCCUUCUUCUCUCCCCUUGUGCUUCACCCCAACCUGUUCUUUGUGACUGCAACCAGCAGUGAUGGAUUAAAUCAAACCAUGCUACUGAACUCAUUUACUAUUCAUUCAGUUACUAGCUUACAAUUCAUGCACUGGCAGGUGACAAUAUUUGCUUAUAUAUUUUGUUAGGAAUGAAAGGAGUGAAUGAAAGGAAUGUUAGCAAAUGAAAUCUACAAGUGGUUGCUGAUUUCUGUUUUGAUGUUAUGUUUAUCAUUUAAUUGUGGUCCACUGCAAAUUUCUGUAUAUAUAUAGUUUUUUAAAAUAAAACAAAACA
This is a messenger RNA of Calypte anna (Anna's hummingbird), 9404 nucleotides long. It is a transcript of the gene VPS41, whose product is annotated as VPS41 subunit of HOPS complex. The record is from RefSeq and is a predicted model, not a curated record. Lineage: Eukaryota; Metazoa; Chordata; Aves; Apodiformes; Trochilidae. Gene Ontology annotation, cellular component: HOPS complex; late endosome. Gene Ontology annotation, biological process: macroautophagy; endosomal vesicle fusion; protein targeting to vacuole. The transcript is spliced from 29 exons. Bases 13 to 2577 code for a protein of 854 amino acids. Gene Ontology annotation, molecular function: protein binding.